Molecule: messenger RNA, 862 nt
Organism: Prunus dulcis (almond)
Lineage: Eukaryota; Viridiplantae; Streptophyta; Magnoliopsida; Rosales; Rosaceae
Product: acyl-coenzyme A thioesterase 13-like
Exons: 3
Coding region: 61-540 (159 amino acids)
Molecular function (GO): fatty acyl-CoA hydrolase activity
Source: RefSeq, a predicted model, not a curated record
UUGAUUUACCAGUGUCUGGAGCGAGUCUUGAGAGAGACGGAUCCGAACGACGAAGGAGAAAUGGAGAGGGCGAAGAAGUUUCUGGGGCUGAGUCAGGACGAGUCCGAGGCCGUGUCGCGACUCGCCGUUCCAGAACGGCAAGCGGGCGAAGGGAAGAGCUUCUACGACACUUUCGCUCUUGCUGGCAACCGAGUCGUCCGAGUCGAACCCGGACUCAUCGUCUGUUCUUUCAAAGUCCCUCCCCGCCUCACUGAUAGAACUGGGAAGUUGGCCAGUGGGGCAAUUGCAAACCUGGUUGAUGUUGCCGGUAUUUCCGUAGAUUUUGUUGAGGGUCUACCUAUGAAUGUUUCAGUGGAUAUGUCUAUCUCCCAUCUCUCAACUGCCAAGCUUGAUGAUGAGUUAGAGAUCAUCUCAAAAAGGUUAGGGCAAAGAGGAGGUUGCACUGGAACAUUGGUACUUGUGAGAAACAAAGCAACUGGUGAGAUUAUUGCUGAAGGUAGACUUUCAAUGUUUCGUACACAAGCUUCUAGCAAACUCUGAGUAUGUCCGGAUUAAACGAACCGCUUGUGGGGGGUGGGGGAACAAGGUUGAAUCUCCUUUGGGAUUGCUUUCUGUUUAUAGUUGAUUAUUUUUUAUUGAUUAAAGAGUCAGAAUGUUGACAAUGGUAUGGAUUAACAUUCACGGCGCAGUUGCUGGCCUUGGAAGGACAGAGACCAAAUGACCAAUUGGUUAUUAUUGGUCUAUUCUUCCCCAUUGUAUUGUAUUUAUUAUUCUUUGUUGGCCUUCUAUUGACAUGGAUGCUAAACUUUCUAAUGUUUUAUAUAGGGAGGGUAAAUGGUAGCUCUUGCCUAAUUUGUGUUUU